Olea europaea var. sylvestris is the source of this 1303-nucleotide messenger RNA. RefSeq lists its product as uncharacterized. The transcript has 2 exons. The coding region runs from base 180 to 1142 and encodes 320 amino acids. NCBI's taxonomy places the organism in Eukaryota, Viridiplantae, Streptophyta, Magnoliopsida, Lamiales, Oleaceae. The record is from RefSeq and is a predicted model, not a curated record.
GUACCCAUCACCUCCACCACCUUCUCUUGCCCUUGACUCUUUCUCCAGCUUGGAUCUACUGCUCUCCUCCAGCUCAAGCAAGACUCCACCCCACCCGCACGCCCACGCAACAAUCUCAAAAACCUAAUUUAACCCAUUUCUGUGCAAUUUGAAGAGAUCCCAGAAAUCCCAGUAACCCAAUGGAUCUGCCUCCCGAUGAACUGCAAUUCUUGAGCAUCCAAGACAUCAUUAAAGAAUCAAUUUUCAUUCCUAAACGAUCCCCCAAAACAUUUUACCUCAUAACCUUAACCCUAAUCUUCCCUCUAUCGUUCGCCAUCUUGGCCCACUCGCUCUUCACCCACCCUAUCCUCACUCAGCUUCAGUCCGAGCCAGCUGGGUCCCGUGCCGCCUCCUCCGAAUGGUCCAAGCUCCUUAUUUUCCAGUUCUGCUACCUCAUCUUCCUUUUUGCCUUCUCGCUCCUGUCCACCGCCGCCGUCGUCUUCACCGUCGCCUCACUCUACACCUCCAAGCCAGUCUCCUUCUCCUCCACCAUGGCAGCCAUUCCCAGUGUCUUCAAGCGGCUCUUCAUCACCUUCUUGUGGGUUUCUCUUACUAUGGUCCUUUACAAUAUUUUUUUCUUGGGAUUUCUCGUGCUUCUGAUUAUUGCGGUGGACACUCAGAACGUUGUCUUGUUUAUAUUCUCGAUUGUGGUUGUGUUCUUGUUGUUUUUAGUUGUGCAUGUUUACAUAAGUGCACUGUGGCAUCUGGCUAGUGUGGUGUCUGUUCUUGAGCCUAUUUAUGGAUUUUCAGCGAUGAAGAAGAGCUAUGAGUUGUUGAAGGGGAAAAUUGGCAUGGGAUUUGUACUGGUUUUUGGGUACUUGGCUAUUUGUGGAGUGAUCAAUGGGCUAUUUGGGUCAAUUGUGGUGCACGGUGGAGAGCAUUAUGGGGUGUUGACAAGAAUUAUGGUCGGCGGGUUCCUAGUUGGGGUUUUGGUGAUUGUGAAUCUUGUAGGGCUAUUGGUGCAGAGUGUGUUUUACUAUGUCUGCAAGAGCUACCAUCAUCAAGGGAUUGAUAAGAGUGCACUGUACGAUCAUCUUGGUGGAUAUCUUGGGGAAUAUGUGCCUCUCAAGAGCAGCAUUCAGAUGGAAAACAUGGAUGUGUGAGACAAUGAUUGUGUGCUAGAGAGGGUAAAUUUCUGUAAUUUUUUUAGCUUUUAUGCUACCAGAAAAACAUUGUGUAGAUAAGAAAAUAUCUGAAAUGAAUGUGUUUUUUGUGACAUUUAUAUUAACUGUUACAAUAAGAAUUGAGGCGCUCCGUUUCUUAA